Gavialis gangeticus (Gharial) is the source of this 4807-nucleotide messenger RNA. It is a transcript of the gene DTWD2, whose product is annotated as DTW domain containing 2. The transcript is spliced from 6 exons. The record is from RefSeq and is a predicted model, not a curated record. Bases 73 to 915 code for a protein of 280 amino acids. NCBI's taxonomy places the organism in Eukaryota, Metazoa, Chordata, Crocodylia, Gavialidae.
ACCACGUGACUCGGCCUAGCCGGCGCUCCGCAGCCUCUGGCGCCCCCGCGCGGCCGCCUCCCGCCCGACGACAUGGAGCGGAGCCCGGCUGCGGCCCGCGAAGGGCCGGUGGCGGCCCAGGAGGCUACAGAGCGGCCCACGGCGGAGGAAGAGGAGGAAAGCGAUGGCGAUGGCUGCGGGGGCCUGUGGGCACUACCCGUAGAGCGCUGCCCCCGAAGGCCUGAGUGCGACCGCUGCAGCCGUCCACAGAAGGUAUGCUUGUGUCCGUAUUUGCCAGUACAUCCUCUAAAGGUCUCCACCUGCUUGUAUAUAAUUCAGCAUCCGGCAGAGGAAAGUAGAGUGUUGCGGACAGUACCUCUUCUAGCAGCUUGCCUGCCCCAAGACAAGUGUAAAGUUUUGAUUGGUCGACGCUUUAGUGAAGACAGGUAUCCUGAGUUAGCUGCUGUAUGUAGGAAUUCUAACACACUAAUCCUGUAUCCUGGAGCUGAAGCAGCUAAUUUGGAAGAAACGGCUCUGCACCCUUCUGGUCCAUCUGUAAUCAUCAUCAUUGAUGGAACAUGGAGUCAGGCCAAAGAUAUAUUCUACAAAAACUCUCUCUUCCGUCUUCCUAAACAGGUUCAGUUGGAGACAAAUAUUUCAAGUCAGUAUGUAAUUCGUACCCAGCCGACAAACAGAUGCCUUUCUACACUUGAAUGUGCAGCUACUGCCCUUGCCAUCAUGGAAAAAAAUGAAGCUAUUCAGGAGACUAUACUUCGUCCUCUACAAGCUUUGUGUUCUUUCCAGCUUCAGCAUGGUGCUCAGAUCCAUCACAGCAAAGAACAUCUUCUUAAAAAUGGUUUAUAUGACAAGCCCAUGCCAAAGAAUAAACGCAAACUCAGAAGAAUGGAACUCUUGGUGAAUAAUGUUAAAAUCUAGUAAGGCUGUAUAUGAACUAUUAUUUUGUAGCUAAUGCACACAAUUUGGUACAUAUUUGGUACAAACAGCCAUCAGUCUGGUAACAGACUACCUCCUAGACCCUUUGUAUUCAGGAAGCUGUUUACCAACAUUGCCAGCUACAGUAAAAGGUAGCAUAUUUAAUCUCAUAAAAGUCCAUGUGUUCUACUCAAUUGAUAACUCCCCUGUAGAGGGGAGGAAGAAUGCAGACAAAAAUUUAGUCGUGUUAUUUCUAGAGUAAGAGUAUGAUCCCCAGUAUGAUUGGAUAGAUUUAAUUUGUGGAAGCUUAUGUCAGUAUUGAUGAGAUAAUGGCACAGGCAAGGACUGUUUUUCAAAGAAAUAUUGAAUUGCUUAAGGGUAUUUUAAUUUUAAUAAUUACAGUAGUCUGAAACAGCAAAUGCCUAUGUCUUAUGGUGAACUUCAGCAUAAGGCACUGUGACUUGAAUAUUUUUGUUUUAAUUUUUUGAGGGUUCUCUUUCUUGUUUUAUUAGACUGAUGCCUUGUUUAAAAUGAUGUAUAUGAUCAUGUAGUAAGCCUAGUUUGAGCCUGUCUGCUUUAUUCAGUUGUUUUGAUUAAGCUGAGUUAGUAUGUGUGUGUUAAGAUUUUUUGAUAAUAAAGAGAAUGUUGAAAGAGAUGUGUUCACCUGACUUGUAGACCAGGUUCUGCUCUCCAACACUUGGGCAAGACUCCUCAACCCAUUCUGACUCAGUGAUCACAUUGUAACCCCUCUUGUUUACUCCUUUGGUAGUGGAACUUGCAUGUAUUCCUGUUGAAUUUUGAGUCAGAGCUAGGGGACACUAAAUGAUGGAUAUUUAUAGCUACGCUAUGUAAAUACACUUAUCCACAUUAGUGAAAUCAUUUUUGGAAAAGCAGAACUAGUAUUACCACACUUCUUCCAACAGAAGAAGUGCUAACAGGACAAAGGUCAGCUAUCUUUGUUGUGAAACAGCUUUUUUGUAACUUGAUUAAAAGCUGCUGAAAUUAAGUCUCUGUUUUUGCCAGACAGCUAUGAAAAACUGGGUCAAAUUCCUCAGGAAACAGUGAUAACAGUGGGUGAUGUAUAUGUGUUCUCUGAUACUUCAGCUGUUAUUCUUGGGCUUUGUCAACUAGUAAUUUAUGGCUAAUGCUAUCAAGAAAGAGAGACUGCAGAAAUUUUCACUGUAGACAAGACUCUACAUGGUCACCAGCAUUUAAAUACCUGUGGGAUUUCUCUGAAUUAGAGGGAGGUCAAAUUUUAGAUCAGGGUUUAUCUAACUUGAUUUGGCUAGCCCCCACCUAGCCUGGGCUCUUCCUUAAUCUAGGUAUAGGUUAAGAACUUGAUUUAGCUGGUUGUUGUCAACCCUGGCUGAUACAAGUCAUUUAAUCUAAUAUUUGUGUCAAUACAGUAUUUCUGUAUUAGCAGCGAGGACUUUUACAGCAAAAAUAUCUAAUAUAAAUAUUUUUUAUAUAGGUGUAUUUUUCAGGGAAUUAGGAAAGUAGUCAUAAUUCAGUAGUGGCAAUUAGGGUUUGUAGCAUUGAUAUAAAUGGAGGACGCUCACUGUUGUUUUGCUACUGUUCUUUCAUUCUGCAUAUUUUGAGACUUGACAAGGAUAGCAGUACAUCCCCAGCCCCCUAUGUGAAGGUUAGUUUCCAUAUCAGAAGGACUAAAUUCUUUUUUUAUAAAAUAGGGGUUCAAAUUCUGGAGAACAGAGGAAAUGUUGUAUAAGUAGCUGAAACUUGCAAACAACUGAAAAUGACUUUGAAUUAAUACAUCAAAGAAAGAAUCUGCUAAAUUGAGUUAUAAUCCCACACUAAAUAAUUCUCAGUGUGCAGCCUCUGGACUGAAGGUUUUCUUGCUAUUCUGCAAGGGUCAAAGCCUCUACUUCUUAAGAGUGAAUAGCUUCAUUGACUUGAGGCUACUUCUGGGGGCAUUACCCAAGUAAGUAAGGUUUGUAGGAUUAGGUUUUACUGUUGAACACACUUGUCUCUAUUAAUUCUGUUAAUUCAUUCUCUAUGUACAGUAAAUACUAUAUGACCACUAUGCAACAGUUAGUUAAGAAAUAAAAAAUAUGAGGUGUGUUGCACUUCAAACAUUACCAUCUUAAUAUGGAUAGUACUUUUGGAACCAAGAGUUCUAGUUUUUUGUAGGAGCAUCUUAAUAUUGUGCUUUCUUUGAGGAUUUUUGUAAUUUACAAUUUAGCUAUAAUGUUAAAUGUGUUAUCUAGGGCAGGUAUUUAGUUGCAGUAGAGUUAACACAUGAAGCUAGAUCUUAAAUGAUCAGGUUUUUUUUACUCUUCUUAUUUUGAAAGACCUCUAACACUUAAAGGGAAUGAAGUGAAUUGAACUUUAUCCUGUGUGUUAAAGUUCAGUUCAGUUACUUCAGUCCUUUCUUGUAAAUUAUUCAGAAUAUUUCCUUAUAUUAUAUUUUCUUUACUCUCUUUGUCCCUUCUAACCCCCCUUUCCGCUAAUCACUCAUAGGCAGGAGGAAUUUUUUUAAAAACAUUUAGGGCCAAACUUUCAGGUCUAGCCUGUGUUUUUAUAGGUAUAAUUUUGCACCAAGAUAAUUUGGUAUUGAAUUUAUUAUGUGUGGAAAGAGUAUUAAGAGGUUACAUUUGUAUGUGAAACAGGUAUAUAAUCCCAAUUUAAUGUGGAUAUUGAAUUUAUUUUGUAUGAAAAUAAGAGUAUUUAGAGACAAAAUUUGUAUAUGAAACAGGUAUAUAACCCCAACUUAAUGUGGGCAAAAGGUAAGCAGAAUUAUUUGUAGAUGCAGCAUUGUAUGUAUAAAAAUUGAGAUUGCUUGGGCCAUUAUAAUUUAUUCUUGUAAGCAACAUUUUUGUUCUGUAAAUUGUGCUGGAAAAUUGACUUACUAUUUCAAUAUUUAAUCUUAGUUAUGAUGCUCAGCAGUGUCCUUCAAGUGGAUACAUUUAUUUUUAAACAAAAUUACGUUGAAUUGACGAACGUUAGCAGAGUUUAUAAAGCUCAGCUUUAAGUCGAUAAGGAUCACAAUUGCAUAUUAACGAUUUACAUAUUAAAACAAAAGGUGCUGACCAAAUCUUAACUCGUUUUACUGCACCUGAGCUUGAAAAACUGUUUUUUACUUUCCCUAAGUCAUUUUAAUUAGAGGGAGUGUAAUUAAUGUUUUUAUUAUUUGCUCUGAUAGUUUGUCUUUUUUACUGUCACUUACCAAAAGUUCCUUGAAGUUUAAAAACACUAGCAUGAAAGUGAACUUUAAAAAAACAUAUUAAUGCAACGCAUUUUCCUUUAAUGUUUUGUCCUUCUCCUCUUGUCAACUUUGCACUUUUAAUAUUACUGCAUAAAUACAUUCUGCCCUCGACAUGCCACUGAAUGAUACGUUAGGGAAUCAGUGACAUUGCAGCAUGUAUGUUGGUGACAUCGAUACCUUUGAUGAAGGAGACUGUAAUGCCCUACAAUGUUUUAAAGUGACAAAAAUUUCAGUAUAAAUUUUGAAAGCAAAAAUUGCAUGUGAUAACACAGACUAAUGUAGUUACUUUUAAAGGUGCAGGCAUUUCUAAACCUUUGUACUUUUAUAUUCUCUUCAUAGAAGAAUUCCAUUCAUUCUAGAAAGUUUUAAAUUUAACAUUGGUCCAGAAAGAACAUUUGUUCCUAGCAAUACUUAACCUUCAUUGCAUCUUAAACCUGUCAAAUUCCAGCUAGGAGAUAAUGAUGCACUAUUACAAAGCAGUUCAGGUUUUUAUUAGUUUUCCAUUAAAAAAAAAUAAAUGUUCCAUUGAUAUGAAUAAGAUAAAACAUAAUUUGUAGGUAAAAGGAUUUUCUUUUGUAUUGCUACACUGGAUUUAAGAGGUUCACGCUAUAUUGUUUUCUACCAUUUCUUUUGUUUAGAAAUUUAAUUAAACAACUUUUUUUAGAAAGUGUA